CAUUUUGCAGUCGAAAGUUAGCUGUUGCGGUGAAAAGAUAUCACGCUCCCAAAAGUUGCGUAAAAAGUGAAGAAAACGAGAAAAACUAAAGGAUAAUCUUACAUCAAACGCUUGCCAAAGCCUAGAGUGCGGCCCGCGGUGUGGUGGUGCACUGGGUGCUGCCCCAGACUUAAAGAGGGCGCCGAAAGAAGAACAAAAGUGAACCGGCUGCGGGGGAGGGAGUGAAGAGCUAACGUCCAAGUAGGCGAACCACCGACACUCCGACGUUCCGAUCCGCGAUCCCACUGAUCAGAAGAGAGAAGAGGAAGGAGAAGAAAGAGAAGAGGCACGUUUCACGGCUAGGAACGGCGGGCAUGGCGCAGGCAACGAGCGCGCGGCAGACUUCGGAGGGUGGUAGCGGAAGCGAAGAUCCCGUUCCCACGACCCCGACGGACGAUGAGAAUCUGUUCAUCAAUCCGACCGACGGUCUGCCGAACGAACAUCCGGCCCUGCCGAGUGCGUACGAUUCCGACAGCGAGUCGAACCCGGUGGCGGACGACGACCUGCUGGACGAUCUGCCCACCUCGAUCAUCGUGACCAACAUCCACUCGGAGGUGUUUGGCGACGACGGGCUGAAGCGCGAGCUGGAGGACCUCUUCCGGACGUUCUCGGAGCAGACCACCUUCCAGUGGCUGAAGAGUUUCCGCCGGUUGCGCGUCAACUACGACAGCGCGCUGGCGGCCGCGAACGCGCGCAUCCGGCUGCACCAGUACCCGUUCGGGAAGUCCAUCAUCAACUGCUAUCUGGCGCAGCCGGUGACGCCGGUUUCGAACACGAACCUCAAACCACCGGCACCGGUCAAGCAGUUCCUCAUUUCGCCACCCGCAUCCCCGCCGGCCGGUUGGGAGCCGGCGGAGGAGGGCGAACCGCUCGUCAACCAUGAUCUGCUGGCCGCCUUAGCCAGUCUGACGCCUGGCGAGAGCCACGAAAUUCACGCCCAAUCGGAGCACCAUCCGGGCAUCAUUUUGCACACUGCCGCCGGUCAGCUCGAGGCGGCCGCGGCCGCGGCAGCGGCUGCCGAAGGUGAAGAUGAGGAGACGGCGGGCGGUGGCAAGUCGUCCAGCAUGGGUAGCAGCUUUGAGGAUGACGAUCCGGACAAAGAGAACGUCAUUGGCUCGAACGUGGUACGCAAGCCACGGAUAAUGCAGACGCGCUGUCCGGAGCGAAAGAGUUCCGCCUAGGUCCUAGGACCCCAGAACGACGGUGCUUGUGAGGGUCGGGGUACAAUUAAAAAAGAAAAAAGAAGUCCUUCCUUCCUUCGCCAUAUACGAGAUGGUUGGAAUCAGAAGUAAAACAGAAAAUUACUAAAAUCACGCGGCAAACGUUCAAAUCAAUUUAGUUCCACCGUUACACCAGCGCGAAAUACGAUCGCUUCGGGUUCGUCUUUUUUGGCAACACAUAACGUAAUCGAGAGACCAUGUGGGAGAGAAGUAAUAGUUAAUUAAAACCACAUUAUCGGUAUCGAAACCGUUAUGUUUCGAAUUUAACAAAAAAGAGAUACAAACAAAACGAUAUGUUAUCUGUUGCGUUUCCUAUGGUUAAGUUGAUAAGGUUGCGUGUUAGAAGCGUUCUGAGUGUGUACCAUUUAUUGAUCGUAUUGUACAAAUUGAUCGAUGCGCGUUGCAUCAAUCGAUAUACAAUCGGAACUUAAGAUUUGUUGGGUAGUUAUUAUUUUUUGUACACUCUUUAUACGGCGGGGAAUCGGUGAAACGAACUAAAAAAAGAAAAUUAUCAAAAAAGGAAGAAAACACAUAGGAAAAAUAGAAAGAAUGAAAUCUCAAAUCGUAAUAAAUUCGGGUCUAUGUUGAGCGUUAGUAACUAAAUUAGUAAGUUAUACAUUAGUUUGUUCACAGGUUAGAGUUACGGUUUUUAAAAACUAAAACUCUACUUUAAAAACCAAUAAACAUUAUUUACUGUCGUAAUGUUGCCUGGUUUCUGUAAGAUAAGAAAACAAGGCAACAUGAAAUCAUAUAAUCUCGCGCGGACUCCGAUGCUAAUCCCGUUUCAUAAUCGUAAUCGAAUCGAGACUCUAGUCCCCACACUCCAGUUAGGACGAAUUACGUAACCAACGCCACCAUCUACACCCACCCCCCACAUGAGGGUGCAAAAUCGCACCUCCCCUCCCCUCUCCCUUUACCCACGGGUUUCCGGGCUGAUAACAUUCCUUUCCAUCGGCUAAUGUUUUUGCUCAACCUUUCCUCCCGGUGUCGGUUUAUCGGUGUGUCCGGCUGUUCACACGUAAAAUGGUUGACGGUGUGCGCUUGUGUGUUUAUAUGUGUGUAUUUACUGUAUCCCAUUUUUGAACUCUAACGAUGUUUGUUACCGGAAGAUACUGUGUCUUCCUUUCCCAUCGUUGUGCUGUUGUAGACCGCCGGGGGGAAAGCCAUUUCCCCGUGGUGGUGUCGUCCUAGCUCUAGCCUGGUAAAUGUUGACAGAAAUACACCGUUGUUGUUCGGUGGUGGUCGGUUAGGUUUUGGAACAGUUUUGUCCAUCCAUCCAUGUUUUACAAGUGUUUUUUAUCAACACCCAUCACCACCAAGUACGUAUCAGCGAAUGCGUAUCAUCGUCUUGGUUAUAUUGAAGCAAGAAAACCCCAGUAAAACCCAUUGGGCACAGAAAAAACGAAUGGAGGAAAAAGCAGCUGGGUGUGGCAGAACGUCCUACAUGUGCUGCAUUUAGUCAAAAAAAAAACAGCAACAUAUGAUUCGUAUACCGGGAAGCGUUUAAAUGAUAUUGGACAGCGUAGAGAGACGGUAGCGUGGAUCAACAUAUAUAAGAACGUGGGAAAACAAGUAGUAAACGAAAUAUUACAGAUAAACCUAGAGCUAGGAUAUCGUGAACGUUAUAAAUAUUUAACACUGGAAAAAAAACAUGUUUUAGUUUGUUAACUACACGCAAACAACGCGUUGAAAUCCCGGGUGGAUGUUGAAAAAACACAGCCAAAAGGAUCACCUAUUUUAUCGCAACGGCAUGAACAAUUAUCAACCGACUAACCUGGGGGUUUAGAAAAAAAAAACUGAAAGUAUGUAAAGCAGAAGAAACGGUUCCUUUUUUUCCUACAUGAAUGAACCUGAUUUUAUCACUGAUCUCUAGCGAGAGUGGUUGGUAGGAGGAAGAUGAUCAAAGAGUCGAUCGCCGAUGGUGUGAGGUAUUAUGUGGCCGAGAACGAGCGUAUGCGUGUUUGUGUGUGUUUGUAUGUCUGUGUGUGCGUGUGGUUCCAAGGAUCAGAUGUAGUAAACCGUUAAACGAACAGGCUGCUAAAAACUAAUAGGACUUACAAUAGAAAAACCCAACUGGUUACGCAAGGAGUGAGAAUGAUCAAUAGUGAGUUGUAGGAUGCAUAGAUGCUUUCGAGGGGGUGUGACCCCCACCACGGGGUGGGGGUGGAAUAUCAGACAAAAGAUGGAAUGAAAUGGAUCAAUUAUUAUUGAUGGAGCAGAAGAAAUAUAUACAUAUUAUAAUUGUCAAAAUAAAGUUUGAUAUAGAU
Anopheles coustani is the source of this 3526-nucleotide messenger RNA. RefSeq names its product protein sarah (gene sra). Gene Ontology annotation, molecular function: nucleic acid binding; calcium-dependent protein serine/threonine phosphatase regulator activity. The record is from RefSeq and is a predicted model, not a curated record. Gene Ontology annotation, cellular component: cytoplasm; nucleus. Gene Ontology annotation, biological process: calcium-mediated signaling. Lineage: Eukaryota; Metazoa; Arthropoda; Insecta; Diptera; Culicidae. Bases 354 to 1220 code for a protein of 288 amino acids. The transcript is spliced from 2 exons.